Oncorhynchus nerka (sockeye salmon) is the source of this 2112-nucleotide messenger RNA. RefSeq lists its product as uncharacterized. The record is from RefSeq and is a predicted model, not a curated record. The coding region runs from base 306 to 1031 and encodes 241 amino acids. Lineage: Eukaryota; Metazoa; Chordata; Actinopteri; Salmoniformes; Salmonidae. The transcript is spliced from 5 exons.
UUCCUUACUUCCAACUCGACUGAGGCAGCUGGUGGAAACCAUUUCGCAAUUGCGGAGAGUACACUCCCAAUGAGGGGGAAAAAUGUCAUGAGAAAGUGAGAGAACAAUUGAAAAACGAAGAACAAUUUAUAUACGCCUGGUAAAAACACAGUAGUUAUUGCGCUGAUAAUGUUCGGUCCAGCUUCCUGAGGCACCAGGACAUGUCUUGGGGCUGCUCUAUGGAACCCGGCAUGAGCUCAUACAGGGGAAAGUAACUGGAAGGGGAACGCUGAAGAAAAACAUACUAUUCUAAGGGAAAGAAAGACAUGUACAACUGUCUGUUUCUCUCAUUGACCUGUCUAUGCAUUCUCCCGGGUCAUGAUGCAGAGGAGUGUGUGACUUCUAUCUUGGCAAAGAGAGGUUCUGUUAACGUACCAAAAGGGGGCACUCUUUCCCUAUCCUGUGUUGUUCAGCAUUGUGGAGAUGAUGGCUGGACAGGAGGAUGGGGUCUGUCAACAGAGGGACAGUUCCUUCUCUUUAGUCCCACUCCAAGGCAUCAUCUCUCCAAUGUCACGUUGACAACCAAUAGAACCCGUCUGCUCAUGGACAUCCUCAACGUCAACCAAUCAGAUCAUGGAAUGUACCAAUGCCAGAUCACCUGGGUUGAGGGAUACACCAGUGUUGGACAUAUGACACAUGUGAACAUUACUGCAGCCACACCACCCACAUCCGUGUGGAAGGUAUAUUCCAGGGUGGCGGUGUAUGUAAGUACCUGUUUGGUAAUCACCCUGGUAAUCACCCUGGUUUUGGUUCUGGGUCUGGCUUGCCAUAGAAGGUCAAAGGUCCCGUCUCAGCCCCCACCAAUACCACCGCCGAACCCCCCGCCACGCUCCCGAAGCGCACGCAAGGACAAGCCCCCCACACCCAAGCCUAAACCAAAGAUAGAGUUGGUCUAUGCAGCUCUUUCAAAGGGCUGCCUUGAACAGCCGAAUCCUAAUCCUCAACGAGAAGCUGCACAGCCCACAGUCUACUCCUCUCUCCGCUUCUCCUGACUCAGUCAGACUUUGUAUUGUAGAGACCUUAACCCAUCUCCUACUCAUUGAGCACACACUGGUUGAAUCAACGUUGUUUCCACGUAAUUUCAAUGAAAGUACGUGGAACCAACGUGGAAUAAGUGAAAGGGAAAGGGGGAUACCUAGUCAGUUGUACAACUGAAUGCAUUCAACUGAAAUGUGUCUUCUGCAUUUAACCCAAACCCCUCUGAAUCAGAAUAGACGUUGAAUUGACGUCUGUGGCCAGUAGGUAGUGACCUCGUCAAAUGGUUGGAUCUCUUGGCGUAAAGGCUUAGGCGUUGGCUUGACAGUCGCUGGACCCGGGUUCGAGUCUUGACCAAGGCUAUCCCCUGAAUUCACUACAAUAUUCACCUCCGCAUGGAACAGACUGUUUUCGACCAAGUGGUCACAUUUCAGAGCUCUGGAUUGAAUGUUUUCAGAUGCGUUCUGUAUUUUGUAUGUGCCAUGCAGUGACUGCUAUCCACGCACUCAGCUAGAUGAUGUGAUGCCAUGUGAAAAUCAUCUGAGAAAAUCAUCUAUGUUCAAUGGUCUAAAUAAUGAUGUGUGCAACAGUCUUUUAUUGGUUAAAGCUGUAAUUAUUAUGUCAUUGGUGGAAACUACUUUCUCUGCCUUGUGUAUUAAAUGUUUCCCCCUCCAAACAAUGUUCCAUGUAAAGCAGACCUGGGUUCAGAUACUAUUAGACAUAUUUCAAAUACUUUGAGUGUUUGCUCUAGCCUGCCUGGAGGAGCAGAGGGGUGAGGUUUGCAGUUUUUUUGGACUAUUCCAUUGGUCCGUUAAGUCAGGCAAGCUCAAUCAGGCAAAUAUAUACAUUAUUUAAGAUGAUUUCAAGUAGUAUUUGAACCCAGGUCUAAAGCAUGCUAUGUCCCUUUUAUAAUUAACAGACAAGAACAUUCAGAUAUGCCUCUGUUCCUUCCUGUGAGGUCACUGGAUUAAGCAACACAACACAAAUUGACACAAAAUACAACAUUUUAUUUCAUAAUAAAUUCUUAAUGUCACAUUACAUAACGAAAUAUACAUAUGCAUUUGUAGGCUUUUUAAAUUAAAAUUUCUUUUCAUUUGA